Messenger RNA from Rotaria sordida, 669 nucleotides. The record is from the annotation of a GenBank genome assembly. NCBI's taxonomy places the organism in Eukaryota, Metazoa, Rotifera, Eurotatoria, Philodinida, Philodinidae.
AUGGACAGAACACUAAUAGGUUCAAUUCAUGCUACUCGACGUCAUGGCACUGAAAUUGAAAACAAUAUCCGAAUAUUACGUGAAGCAUGCAUUGAAGCUGAACAAUCUGAUUUUAAUCUUUCAUUACGCGGCUUUAUAGAAAAUAUACAAAGAACUAAACGAACAGUUAUAUGUGAUUCUCGAUCAGAAACUAUUAAAAUUCAAGUACGCGUUUGUACUCGAGAUGCUGAUCCUGUUGCAUUGAAGCAAAUACAAGAAUCAAUAAACAAUAAUAAUAUUGAACUAUUUAAAACAUGCUAUGUUGGCUCUAAUCGGUUUACUACUUCAUCAAGUCAUGAAGCAUCUAAAUUUACUGAUUCUUGUAUAUUAUUUGUUGUUAAUUGUAAAUUACGAUUAGGUUUCAUACGUCGUAUUAUUCGUAUCAACUGCACAAAAGGAUGUUCAUACUUAUGUCAAAUGCAGCCAGUGACCAUUAACUCAUAUCUUGAUAUUAAUAUAAAUGGAGAUAUUAUAACUUGCAAAAACGUUCUUUUUGGUAAUCUAGAAUCGUACAAUAUGUACAUGUACAUCAAACCGGAACAAAUUAUUGAGAAAAUUAUUCAUGUGUUUGAAAAACAGUCAAAACAAUAUAUAUUUUUUCGAUUUCCAAAUUUAGUUGAAUCUUCAUAA